GUAGUCGCGGUUCCUUCGGUCCGCCGUAUUCGCAUAAAAAGAAAGAAACCACAGCGCACAUUAGAUAUCCCCGAACUGCACGCAAAUUAUAUGAGACGCAGAUUCUGGAAAGUGGUGCAAGCUUGUCGCUUUCUACCGAGGGGCGCCAGCCGGGAUCAGGCGCGGCGCAGACAGCCUCAGGGGCCCUCGGCUGGGCGGGGCUUGCUCGCGGGGGCUUGUGGCUCCUUCCUGCGCUUCCUCUCUCUUUCGCUCAGGCCCGUGGUGCCGGCAGGAUGGGCAAGUGUCGCGGUCUUCGUACUGCCAGGAAGCUCCGUAGCCACCGACGAGACCAGAAGUGGCAUGAUAAACAGUACAAGAAGGCCCAUUUGGGCACAGCCCUGAAGGCCAACCCUUUUGGCGGCGCCUCUCACGCCAAGGGAAUUGUGCUGGAAAAAGUAGGAGUUGAAGCCAAACAGCCAAAUUCUGCCAUCAGGAAGUGUGUCAGGGUUCAGCUAAUCAAGAAUGGCAAAAAAAUCACUGCUUUUGUACCCAAUGAUGGUUGCUUGAAUUUUAUUGAGGAAAAUGAUGAAGUUCUGGUUGCUGGAUUUGGUCGCAAAGGUCAUGCUGUUGGUGACAUUCCUGGAGUCCGCUUUAAGGUUGUCAAAGUAGCCAAUGUCUCUCUUUUGGCUUUAUACAAAGGCAAGAAGGAAAGACCAAGAUCAUAAAUUUUGAUGAUGAAAGCACGAUAGUAAUAAAUUUUCAUAUACCAAAAAUAUGUUCUUUGUCCUCUUUUCCUCCCCCAAGGAAAACUGUUGAUUGAGGAUUUUUAGAGUAAAUGGGAUUCAUAAAUUUUUUUUCUCUGUGGAAUAAACCAUAUUAGUUAAAGCUGAAAUAAAUGUACGGUAUGUUGAGAAAACCCAA
This is a messenger RNA of Dama dama (fallow deer), 900 nucleotides long. It is a transcript of the gene RPS23, whose product is annotated as ribosomal protein S23. NCBI's taxonomy places the organism in Eukaryota, Metazoa, Chordata, Mammalia, Artiodactyla, Cervidae. The record is from RefSeq and is a predicted model, not a curated record. The transcript has 4 exons. Gene Ontology annotation, molecular function: structural constituent of ribosome. Gene Ontology annotation, cellular component: ribosome; cytosolic small ribosomal subunit. Gene Ontology annotation, biological process: translation. Bases 273 to 704 code for a protein of 143 amino acids.